CGGGGAUUGGACGCUGCCGCGCAGGGCUCAUCGGCAGCACUGGAGUUCAAUUUCGUCCCCCGUCCCCCUCAAUGCCACCGUCUCCCUCCGCUCCUAGGCGCACCCUAGUGCCUCCCUGCCUCGGCACCUGGGUGGGUUCCCAGGCUCCUCCCCAGAGCUGACUUCGAGCCCCACGCCCUACAGGCCCACGGCUGCCAUGGCAACCGUACGCCGCCGCCGCCGCCGCCUCUACACGCACGUCGCGAACUAACGGACUCCGCGGCGGCGGCGGCCUAUGCCCCACCCCCACCCCACCUGGACCGCAGCAAAACGGUCGGUCGAUCUGCGGCACCUAGGUCUCUGAAAGAUGAAUUUGGCUGAGAUUUGUGACAAUGCAAAGAAAGGAAGAGAAUAUGCACUUCUUGGAAAUUAUGACUCAUCAAUGGUAUAUUACCAGGGGGUGAUACAGCAGAUUCAGAGACAUUGCCAGUCAGUCAGAGACCCAGCUGUCAAAGGCAAAUGGCAGCAGGUUCGGCAGGAAUUAUUGGAAGAAUAUGAACAAGUUAAAAGUAUUGUCAGCACUUUGGAAAGUUUUAAAAUCGACAAGCCCCCAGAUUUCCCUGUGUCCUGUCAAGAUGAACCAUUUAGAGAUCCUGCUGUUUGGCCGCCCCCUGUACCUGCAGAACACAGAGCUCCACCUCAGAUAAGGCGUCCCAAUCGAGAAGUAAGACCUCUGAGGAAAGAAAUGCCAGGAGGAGGAGCCCGGGGACCUGUAGGCCGAGCACAUGCUAUAUCAAAGAGCGAAAAACCCUCUACAAGUAGGGACAAGGAUUGUAGAGCAAGAGGGAGAGAUGACAAGGGAAGGAAAAAUAUGCCAGACGGUGCAAGUGAUGGUGAAAUUCCAAAAUUUGAUGGUGCUGCAUAUGAUAAGGAUCUGGUGGAAGCCCUUGAGAGAGACAUUGUCUCUAGGAAUCCUAGCAUUCAUUGGGAUGACAUAGCUGAUCUGGAAGAAGCUAAGAAGUUGCUAAGGGAAGCUGUUGUUCUUCCCAUGUGGAUGCCUGACUUUUUCAAAGGGAUUAGAAGGCCAUGGAAGGGUGUGCUGAUGGCCGGGCCCCCAGGCACUGGUAAGACCAUGCUGGCUAAAGCUGUCGCCACUGAGUGUGGCACAACAUUCUUCAACGUCUCGUCUUCCACGCUGACGUCGAAAUACAGAGGGGAAUCUGAGAAGUUAGUUCGUCUGUUGUUUGAAAUGGCUAGGUUUUAUGCCCCCACCACCAUCUUCAUUGAUGAGAUAGAUUCUAUCUGCAGUCGAAGAGGAACCUCUGAUGAGCAUGAGGCAAGUCGCAGGGUCAAGUCUGAGCUACUCAUUCAGAUGGAUGGAGUUGGAGGAGCUUUAGAGAAUGACGAUCCUUCCAAAAUGGUUAUGGUAUUGGCUGCCACUAAUUUCCCAUGGGACAUUGAUGAAGCAUUGCGAAGGAGAUUAGAAAAAAGGAUAUAUAUACCUCUCCCAACAGCAAAAGGAAGAACUGAGCUUCUGAAAAUCAAUCUUCGUGAGGUUGAAUUGGAUCCUGAUAUUCAACUGGAAGAUAUAGCAGAGAAGAUUGAGGGCUAUUCUGGUGCUGAUAUAACUAAUGUUUGCAGGGAUGCCUCUUUAAUGGCAAUGAGACGACGAAUCAAUGGCCUAAGUCCAGAAGAGAUCCGUGCACUUUCUAAAGAGGAACUUCAGAUGCCUGUUACCAAAGGAGACUUUGAAUUGGCUCUUAAGAAAAUUGCUAAGUCUGUCUCUGCUGCAGACUUGGAGAAAUAUGAAAAGUGGAUGGUUGAAUUUGGAUCUGCUUGAAUUUCUGUCAGCUCUUUCAUUUCUGGUAUUUUUGUUUAUCAAAUGUGAAGAAAUUCCAGCAAUUUUUUAAAAAAAAACAGGUUUGGAACCUUACAUUGGAGAGAUUUUCUCUUAAAGAAAAAAUUUAAAACACAAAAGAACAUACAUAUACUUGAGAAGUAAGAAAAGCUUACAUAGAGAGCCUGAUAUCCACAUAUCCAUGCAUUAUAGUUGCACACCCUAACCAGAGUAUCGGGGGCUGAAGAAAGCGACCAGUGUGCUAUCGUAGAAACUUGUUUACAGAAAAUGUAGAAGGAGCUCUGUUUCUCACUAGUGUUCAUUGUUUUUUAGUUUUUUCUAUUCUUUGCUCUGAACACGAGAGACCUAUAUCUGUUGGCUUUUAACAUCAAAACUGUGUUUGUGUCAGAUCUAUUAUUUGUUGUUAAGAAUUAUGGUUUUGGAUUAAAUAAUGAAUCUGCUAGUUAAACCUUUAGAAUUCACCUACUACUGUUAGAGUCUAUUAUAUAGUUUGAAUUUUCCCUUCCCUUCCCUCACCAUUCCCUCUACUAGCUAUUUAAUCACUUAUUGAGCUUUAUGGGGGAAUAGCCUCAUGCUUUGUGGUUUUUGAAUCCUUUUGCCAAGUGGCUUCUCCGGUCUUCAGUAUUUUUUUUUUGCUGGCAAUAUUUCACAUUGGAAGGGUGGAAAGAACAUCAUGUUUGUGUAAGAUGCUCUUUUUCAUUCUAGACUUCUGAGUUUGUUUUCACUUUUCUUUCAAUAUGUUCAAUAGAUAAACCCUUGAUUUUUCUCAGCUCAAACAUUGGUUUUUGCUGCAUUUGCCUUUCAUAUUCUAAAUAAAUGCUUCGGUAUUCUACACAAGUCCACUCUCUUGUGGCUAAUGCAAAACAAACAAAGCAAAAUCUUUAUGGUUUUGGAGACAGCUUGUUUAUUAACAAAAUAACAUCAUGCAUAAUGAACAACGAACAUUUAAGGAUCAUUCCUUGUCUAGGUUGAGUGCUUGUACGCACGCUAAGAUUAGGUUAGAAAUAUGGCAUGCCCAUUCUUUUCAGCAGGAAUUAGACCGUAGAAGGAGGCCAGAAAAGGAGAGGCCUUGUAUCUAGUCACCAGUAGAGUAGCCUAGUGUUAGUUUUUAAAAAUUACAUUUAUCCUAUUUUGAUUGGGCAACCUCUGCUUUAAUAGUCAAGCUUUAAAAAAUUUGUAUUUUGGGCUUCCCUGGUGUGCAGUGGUUGAGAAUCUGCCUGCCAAUGCAGGGGACACGGGUUCGAGCCCUGGUCUGGGAAGAUCCCACAUGCCGCGGAGCGACCGGGCCCGUGAGCCACAAUUACUGAGCCUGCCCGUCUGGAGCCUGUGCUCCGCAACGAGAGAGGCCGCGAUAGUGAGAGGCCCGCACACCGCGAUGAAGAGUGGCCCCCGCUUGCCACAACUAGAGAAAGCCCUCGCACAGAAACAAAGACCCAACACAGCCAUAAAUAAAUAAAUUCAUUACUUAAAAAAAAUUUGUAUUUGAUGAUAUCCUGAAUUUUCAAUUUUGGACAGCAACUACUAGUUUAAAACCAAAAAUAACAUAUAGUUUUUUUGACAGUUAAACUCUUAGCAGCUUCCUUAAGAGAUUUCUUCCCCCUACUUAGAACCACAUACCACAGUAUUUAUCUAAUGUUUUAAAUUACCCCCCUUUCCUCUGAGGCAUAGAUUUAUAAGAGUUAAAAUCAUGAGAUAUCAUGAUUUUAUUUUAAUUGAUUUAGUUCAUCUUAAAAGUUGAAAUGAGAGAACUUUCCUUUUAUUCAUGACCUUUUAAAAUAAAGAAAUAAAUAAUCCCACUAAGAUAAUCUUGCAGACUAUUGCCAUCCGGAGUAAGUUAUUUUUUUCCCGAAGUCCUAGGGGCAGUCGUUAAAACCUUAGUGUUUUGAUUGCCAAAACUUGUUUGCAUAGUUUAGUUGAUUAGUCAGACCAUUUUUCUAGAUUUCGUGUUAUUUGUCUUGGCUUACAUUUCCAUUUUUUUCUGAAUUCUUCAUGCAUAAUGACAUGGUAAUUUUGAUUUUUUAAAAACUAUCAGUUGAGCAGUAUUUGGAGACUCAAGCCUCCUAGGAGCUUAUCUUUACUGUGUUAAGUCAGUCGGUGUGCUUUUUUCUUUCCCUUGUUUCUCGUUUUGCUCUGUCAGUGGAUGGUAAAUGCUUUGUAUGUAUUAACCCCUUAAAGGAUCCUGAGGAGAUCCCUAGGGCGUUCCGUCCAACCUUUCCUGCACAUGGUAUGUACAUUGUCUUUAUUGCAAGACUGUGUUGCCUUACCCAGAAUGAGAGCAUUUGUGUGUUUUAUUUUAUUUUUUCUGUUGUAUUAUCAAAUUAGAAAGAUUUGGUUCCUUUAAUUCAUCUGAAAACCUGAGUGUUUGGGAUUCUUCAACACAGUGAUGUCGAGACUAAGUUUUCUACACUUCUGUCUCACAGAUCAUCUGAUCAGAUAGUCCUCCGUUUUAGCAGGCUCACGUUGGUUACUUACUGUGUACCUGUCCCUUGGGUGGGCGCUCUGUGGCCACAGAGUUGGACCAGGCAGUGCAGUACCGACUGGAUACUUCCUGUACUUACACCGUGUAGCUUCUGGCUCCCACUAAUGAAACGAUUUCAGUUUAUAAAUGGAAGGCAUAGUGACCUGCGUGUUGCUUUGGAAAGAUAACAUAUAAAAGUUUUUCUCUCUUUAAAUUUGCUUUAAAAUUAGAAGUGGUAUCCAUUUGCUUGAACAACAGAACUAUUAUAGAUCUUGGCUAUUUUCAUGAACAAUUUUUGUCAUUUCCCAAGCUACAUGUUUAUUGUAAACACAUAC
Molecule: messenger RNA, 4630 nt
Organism: Mesoplodon densirostris (Blainville's beaked whale)
Lineage: Eukaryota; Metazoa; Chordata; Mammalia; Artiodactyla; Ziphiidae
Gene: KATNAL1
Product: katanin catalytic subunit A1 like 1
Exons: 11
Coding region: 347-1819 (490 amino acids)
Biological process (GO): microtubule severing
Cellular component (GO): microtubule cytoskeleton; microtubule
Molecular function (GO): ATP binding; ATP hydrolysis activity; microtubule severing ATPase activity
Source: RefSeq, a predicted model, not a curated record